GAUAGCCUGGAGAAGAUGAAGGCUAUUUACACAUCUUUCCUGACCAACUCCUACUGGUCCACACUGAAUCUGAACCUGAGCCAGCCCCCUGCAGAAAAACCCCCUCGUAGUCACAGCAGCAGCAGUAGCAGCAGCAGUAGCAGUAGCUGUGGAAGUGGAGGCUAUGACUGGCACCAAACAGCUAUGGCUAAAACUCUUCAGCAGGCCUCGCAGAACCACCACAACCGACUGGCAAUGGUUCACCAUCCCACAGUGGCCGUAUCCACAGCAUCCACAGAACACAACCUCUUUAGUACCGUCCAGCUGUACAGGCAGAGCUCCAAGCUUUAUGGCUCCAUAUUCACUGGUGCUAGCAAGUUCCGCUGCAAGGACUGCAGUGCAGCUUAUGAUACGCUAGUGGAGCUGACUGUGCACAUGAAUGAGACAGGCCAUUAUCGUGAUGAUAACCAUGAGACAGAUGGUGCGGGAACUAAACGGUGGUCGAAACCCAGAAAGCGUUCCUUGCUAGAGAUGGAGGGCAAGGAGGAUGCACAGAAAGUCCUGAAGUGCAUGUACUGUGGGCACUCCUUUGAAUCCCUCCAGGACCUAAGUGUCCACAUGAUCAAGACGAAACACUAUCAGAAAGUGCCUCUGAAAGAGCCCGUUACACCAGUGGCAGCUAAGAUUAUCUCCUCAGCUCGAAAAAGAGCCCCUAUUGACCUAGACAUCCCCAGUUCACCUGACUCUAACGGAGGCACCACACCUAAGCCCACCUCCCUCAAUGACUCUAAUGACAUACUCCAGAAGGCCACAAACCCUUACAUCACACCCAACAACCGCUAUGGACACCAGAACGGUGCCAGCUACGCCUGGCAGUUCGAAUCCAGGAAGUCACAGAUUCUCAAAUGCAUGGAGUGUGGCAGCUCUCAUGAUACACUGCAAGAGCUUACAGCUCACAUGAUGGUGACUGGACACUUUAUUAAAGUCACCAAUUCUGCUAUUAAGAAAGGUAAACCCAUCAUAGAGCCGCCCACCCCAGUUCCCAUCAUUAACUCAACAAUUGAGGAAAAGUUUCAGUCAGUUCCUCUGGCUGCCACAACCUUCUCCCCACCACCUGCCCCAGUGCCUCCUCCAGCCAGCAUCUCCCCUACUGCCAUGGUUGUGGAGAUAAAAAAGGAGGAGAAAGAGGAGGAAUGCACUAAAGAGUCCACCAUCAACAAUGGAAACAAUGUCAACAAAGAGAAGAGGGCCGGAGGCGAUGAUGAGGCUGAGGAGAAAUUUGAUAUUUCUUCAAAAUACAGUUAUCUGACUGAGGAUGAUCUGGUUGACAGUCCAAAAGGGGGUCUAGACAUCCUUAAGUCCUUGGAGAACACAGUGACCUCAGCCAUCAACAAAGCUCAGAAUGGAGCUCCAAGCUGGGGUGGAUAUCCAAGUAUCCAUGCUGCCUACCAGCUCCCGAACAUAAUGAAGCUCUCUCUAGGAAACUCCGGGAAGAGCUCUCCCCUUAAAUACAUGUUCCCUGGAGGGGAUAUUCUGUCUCCCACCAGCAAGAGCCUACCGUUGAUCUCCCCUCCAAGCCGCCAGAACUCUCCUCUCGCCAAGAACAACUUCCAUGCUAUGGAGGAACUGGUCAAAAAGGUGACAGAGAAAGUAGCCAAGGUAGAGGAAAAAAUGAGGGAGCCAAUUGGUGUUGUAAAGGCGUCUCCUCUGAGACGUACAACACCUUCACCCUGCAACAGUGAAGCAGGGGACUCAGCCAGAGGUGAGUCCCCCAAAGAAAGUAGAGCAGGAGGCUGUAAAACUCCUGAGAAUACGGGUGGAGUGGAAAAAAAUGGAGUAGAAUCCACUGGUGUGACAUCCCCCCUGUCUGCGUCCCUGUGUGGCAGCACAGCCAUCAUCACAGACCAUCCACCUCCAGAGCAGCCAUUCGUCAAUCCUCUAAGUGCUCUGCAGUCUGUAAUGAACGCCCACCUGGGAAAAGCUUCUAAGCCUGCCCUGCCCUCCCUUGACCCCAUGAGCAUGCUGUUCAAGAUGAGCAACAGCCUGGCAGAGAAAGCAGCAGUGGCUGCCUCCACCCCACCAACACAGACCAAAAAGCCCAGCAACGACCACUUAGAUCGCUACUUCUACCAGCAACAUCUAAGCAAUGACCAACCCAUAGAUCUCACCAAAGGCAAGACUGCUGACAAAAACGGCAGUACGUCCUUCAUGUCCACUUCCCCUCUGAGGGAGAACGCCCUGUCAGACAUCUCUGACAUGCUGAGGAACCUGACAGAGAGUCAAGCGGUCUCCAAGUCCUCCACACCUACCAGCCUGUCCGAGCGCUCCGACAUUGAAGGUGCCACGCAGGAUGAUAUGGAAGACAUCUCACCAGCCCAGAAACGUAAAGGCCGCCAAUCCAACUGGAACCCUCAACACCUCCUCAUCCUACAAGCCCAGUUUGCCUCCAGUCUGAGACAAACAAACGAUGGCAAGUACAUGAUGUCGGACCUGAGCCCACAGGAAAGAAUGCACAUCUCCCGUUUCACAGGCCUCUCGAUGACGACAAUAUCCCAUUGGCUGGCUAAUGUCAAAUACCAGCUGAGGCGAACUGGUGGCACCAAGUUCUUGAAGAACUUGGAUUCGGGUCACCCGGUGUUCUUCUGCAGUGACUGCGCCUCCCAGAUCCGCUCGCCGUCAACCUACGUCAGCCACUUGGAAUCCCACUUGGGCUUUCGUCUGCGAGACCUGGCCAAGCUUUCUGGGGAGCAGCUGCUCAGUCAGAUAACGCACCAACACCAUCAGCAACGCCAUGCCAAAGGACUGUCUGAAAAACUGCUCUCUAACCUUCACCCAUCCAGCCACCCUCUUGGGUCUGUGUACCAGUGCAAGCUCUGCAACCGGACUUUUGCAAGCAAGCACGCGGUCAAGCUUCACCUGAGCAAGACUCAUGGGAAGUCCCCUGAGGACCAUCUCAUGUAUGUGUGUGAGCUGGAGAAACAGUAG
Scomber scombrus (Atlantic mackerel) is the source of this 2964-nucleotide messenger RNA. It is a transcript of the gene tshz3b, whose product is annotated as teashirt zinc finger homeobox 3b. The coding region runs from base 16 to 2964 and encodes 982 amino acids. Lineage: Eukaryota; Metazoa; Chordata; Actinopteri; Scombriformes; Scombridae. Gene Ontology annotation, biological process: regulation of transcription by RNA polymerase II. The record is from RefSeq and is a predicted model, not a curated record. Gene Ontology annotation, molecular function: DNA binding; DNA-binding transcription factor activity, RNA polymerase II-specific. Gene Ontology annotation, cellular component: nucleus. The transcript has 4 exons.